Molecule: messenger RNA, 1265 nt
Organism: Lates calcarifer (barramundi perch)
Lineage: Eukaryota; Metazoa; Chordata; Actinopteri; Centropomidae
Gene: bphl
Product: biphenyl hydrolase like
Exons: 7
Coding region: 247-1101 (284 amino acids)
Source: RefSeq, a predicted model, not a curated record
UUACAUAAAUAUCCAGUAAUAAAUCAACUUUCAGGUGAAUGUUGCCUUUCGGUUCGUUUUCGUACUUUCGCUUUAAUUUUUUUUUGUCAAUAAAGACGACGUGGAAAGUGCCAAAGUGAAUUCAGCUGCCUGGAUUCCUUUAAAAACAACAACUUGCAGUGCAGCAGGAUUUCACGGUCCUGACUCAGACAGAGUUUGUUCAAUCUUUAAACCGCUCAGGAGGACUCUGCACCUCUGACCAGAGGAAUGGCGUUGUUUCUGCUCGGAGGACGUUUCUCUAAAUGCAGAGUCCACAUCCAGAGAGCCAUGACAGCCGUGCAGCCGUACUGCUCCUCAGUGGCUUCAGGCCGGCAGCAUGUUAAUGGAGUGGAUUUGUACUACGAGCAGACAGGCAGAGGGAAACAUGCUGUGCUGUUGAUUCCUGGUGCUCUGGGGAGCACAAGGACAGAUUUUGCUCCUCAACUCAAGUCUCUCAACAAAGAACACUUCACCGUCGUUGGCUGGGAUCCCCGUGGUUAUGGACAGUCCCGACCCCCCGACAGAGACUUUCCCUCGGACUUCUUUGAGCGAGAUGCAAGGGAUGCAGUGGAUCUAAUGAAGGCUUUGGGCUUCAGAAAGUUUUCUCUGCUGGGGUGGAGUGACGGAGGAAUCACCGCUCUGAUCGCAGCAGCAAGAAACCCAGACCUGAUCAACAAGAUGGUCGUAUGGGGGUCCAACGCCUUCGUUUCCCAGCAUGACCUGGGGCUUUACGACGCGGUCCGCGACGUCUCCAAGUGGAGCGCGAGGAUGAGGCAGCCCAUGGAGGAGGUGUACGGAGCAGAGGUGUUUGCUAAAACCUGGGAGGCCUGGGUGGACGGUAUCGCACAGUUUGCAAAAAGACCAGAAGGGAGCAUCUGCAUGGAGCUUCUGCCCCUCAUCACCUGUCCAACCCUCAUCAUUCAUGGAGAGAAAGACCCCAUGGUUCCCAGCUUCCACCCACAGCACCUCCUGAAACACAUCAAAGGGUCGCGAUUACAUCUGAUGCCUGAGGGUAAACACAACCUCCACCUGAGGUACGCUGAUGAAUUCAACAAACUGGUGGAAGACUUUCUGAAAGACUGACUGAUACAGUGAAACAAACAGAAACAGGGCGACUAAUAUUUACACUGGUCUAAUUUUUACCCUGUUUUUGAUGCAUUAAUUGUUCAAUGCUGCUUAUUUACAUAAUAUUUUUACUGUCAAUUCCAGUGUAAUUUUUUUCUAUGAUUAAAUCUCUGAAGGAGAAA